Messenger RNA from Aethina tumida (small hive beetle), 718 nucleotides. Its product is annotated as thioredoxin, mitochondrial-like. The coding region runs from base 128 to 544 and encodes 138 amino acids. NCBI's taxonomy places the organism in Eukaryota, Metazoa, Arthropoda, Insecta, Coleoptera, Nitidulidae. Gene Ontology annotation, molecular function: protein-disulfide reductase activity. The record is from RefSeq and is a predicted model, not a curated record. The transcript is spliced from 3 exons. Gene Ontology annotation, cellular component: cytoplasm.
CUAUGUAUUAUAACAAAUGAAAAUUAUAACCAAUGAAAACUGCGGAGAUUAAAUUUCUAGUCGCUCCUGUCAAUUUUGCAGCAGAACAAGUUAAUAAAAUUCAUCGUAAUCUAAACGCGUGUACAAAAUGAGUUUCCUGCGUAAAAUUGGCUCGCGAUCCCUCGUUUCAGCUGCACGUGUCCAAGUGCGCAAUCUGAGUGCGGCCAAAGUCACGCACGCAUCUUUCAAAGUCCAAGAUGACAAAGAUUUUUUGGAAAAGGUCGAGAACAGCAAGGAUCCAGUGAUCGUUGAUUUUUUCGCUACUUGGUGCGGGCCUUGCAAAGCUUUGGAACCAAGAUUGGAGAACGUAUUGGCGCAGAAAAAGGGUGAUAUUACCUUAGCCAAAGUUGAUAUUGAUAAUUUAGGAGAAUUGGCUGCUAAAUAUGAUGUGAGCACCAUUCCAGCUUUGGUUGUGUUCCGCAAUGGCAAAGUGGAAGAAAGAUUAGUUGGAUUGCAAGAUGAAGACAAAUUGAACAAUUGGAUUGACGGCAUUCUAAAGAAAUAGAAUGUUCAAAAAGUUAAAUUUGAACUAUAUUUAACAAAUUAAUUAAUAUAGGACAAAUUAAAAAAAUUUGGAUAAUUUAUUGAAAUCUGAAGCUGUGCUAUAUAGAAUUUACGAAACGUACGAACUAUUAUGUCCUCAAUGUAUUAUAAUUGUUAAUAAAUGUGAUUAUAGUUA